CUGCUCUGUCUGCUGAGGUGACAGACUGUCAUCUGCAGUUUUAGUUGUUACAGCUAGAUGGUGGUAGAUUUAACAGAGCAGUAGCUCGUUUUCUAUUAUUUUACUAUAACUUAAGGGAAUACGUUUUAUGUUUACAACAAAUAAUGCUUUGCUUGAUUUUGUUCAAAUGUGUUAUUUGUCAAAAAUGUAGACAUUUCCUAUACUGUGCAAAAAGUAAGGCUUAAUUCUAAUACCAUAUUGAGAGUUUCACGAACCAUAACCUUUAGGCCACUCAGUAUAUUUUAGGCCACUCAGUAUAUUUAAGCAAUGAGAAACCAUGACUAAAGACAUUAGUCAAAGUAUGGACAAAGACUGAGGCCCAAAUUCUGCUGCUGUAGUGUCGUGCCAUUCUCUACUGGUAUGAUGAAAUAGUUAUUGUUUGGCGAGUCUGACGUUUUUUUGUAUUUUUUUUGUAGACGUUUCAGAUCUUUGAUGGUGAAUGACAGACAGUGGUUUUUGUCUUAGUUCCAGUGGUCAGAAAUCAGAACCACACACAUAAUUGUCUUACUUCUGUAUGCCUAAACCAAAGGAUUGGGAAUGGCAAUUUCAAAGAGUCGUGUCGACAUAUGGAGUAUGGAGUCGACGCAGGAGUAAGAAUGAUUUAUGGAUUAUGUGAUUUCACACACCCAAAGAGAGCUCUGUAUUGAAAGCUUUCCAGUGGCACUGGAACACCCCUAAUCAUUGAACCCACCUCAUGUUCAGGUGAGAAGAAAGGUGGAUAGAUGGAGAGAGAGAGAGAUGAGUAUGAAAGUGAGCUAGAGACGAAGGAUAAGCCAGGGAGGAAAUUGCGUGAAGGGGAGAUGGUGGGAGAGCAAGAGGGAUUUGGGGUAUCAGACUAAGAGAGGGAGUAAUAGAGGGAAGAAGGGAACCGGGAGGGAGAGAGCAAAAGACUGACAGGGGAUUUCAAGACUGGAGAGUCAGCAGUGAGUAUGUUUCUGGAAAGAGGAGGGGGGAUAAGUAUUGAGAAAAAGAGGUAGGGAAGGGAGAGAGGUGAGGCUUGGUUUAAUUCAUGUUGUGAUCAGAGCCAAUAGAAAGCCCCCGUCUAUGUCUAGGAGGAAGCAGAAGUGAGAGUCCAAACCCAGCAGGAGACAUACAGAGACGCACAGACCUACAGACACAGAACUAGGAUACACAGACAUAGAAACCCAUUGGCAUGGAAAGAAAGAUUACAGAGAAAGGAGAAAGAGAUAACUACAUGGAUUAUUAGAUAAUAUAUUUGAGAUGGAUAUGAGAUAGACAUGGAUUAUUAAUAAACUCAAAAAUACAGACUCAGUGGAGAGAAACAGGACCACAGACCUUGGGACACUCAACUGACAAUCCACCUCAGCAACCACUGCUGUUCCCAUGGAAACCAACACCAGGAUUCACUCUCCAGGACUGGUAAGGGUGGACAGCUACCCCUAACGGAGACAGGAUCACCCCACUGUCCCAGGACACUGGCAAGAGAAUGUUUUGGAGAAUCACUCUUCCAGUCCUACUGGCUGGGGUACUCUGCGUAGCCACAGAUACAAGGAAGCCCCGCCCCCAAGGCUCCAUCCCUUCACCUUUCAAGACCAAAGGCAACCUGUCAGAUCGUCAGCGCCUGUUGCCGCGGAAACCCGAAGUCCUUUCGUCAAGUCGGGAGGCCCUGGUGGUCACCGAGCGCCGGUACCUCCGACGUGACUGGUGCAAGACGCAACCCCUCCGCCAGACGGUGAGCGAGGAGGGCUGCCGAAGUCGUACGGUGGUCAACCGCUUCUGCUACGGCCAGUGUAACUCCUUCUACAUCCCCCACCUCAUGGGCCCCAGCUCAAAUAGAGGCCCAGGGUCCAGCCGGAAAAACCACAACAAGGUCCAGGAGCCCUUCCAGUCCUGUUCCUUCUGCAGGCCACACCGUUUUACCCAGCUCACUGUUCAGCUGGAAUGUCCGGGCCUCCAACCUACCUUUCGCCAUCGCAAGGUACAGCGUGUCAAACAGUGUCGCUGUAUGUCGGUGGACGUGACUGGUAACGGAAAACUGUGAGGAGUUCUUUGGAACCAUACCAUGACAGUCACCAUGGAUACUAAUGUGACAGUGAAAGUGAACAAUAACAUGAACAUGAAUAGCGUAGAUAUGACAGGGGACAUGCUAGUACUUCUCCCUUAUAUUGGAUUAUUCUGCAUAAUCACUUUGAUUGGUCACAUAAAAUGAACCUGACAGGUACUGAUAGAACAGAGUGGCCCAGCUAUAAGACCUUUGACUAUAUGGACAGCUAUGGUGAAAACUACAAUGUGCAGACAUAAAUGGAUGGAUGCAUAGCACAACACCAACUGAAGCACAGACAUGUUUCAGUUCAACACAGUCAAUCAUAUGAAACAACUGGGUCCUUCGACUCUCUAUAAGCUCAUACAGGUUGUGAUCAAAUCAAAUCAAUUUUUUUUACCUUACCUAGGGCCAUGGACUGAUGGCCCCUCUCAUCUGGCUGUUGGCUCUAGAAGGAACAUACACAUGAAACCACAAACAAAGCACCAAGUUCUAGACUGAAAGUGGAGCUCUUAAGCUGGCUGUUUCAUGUUUUACUGGGUUUACCUGGGGGAACUCUCCAGCCAAUAAGGCUACGGACUGAGAGAAAGCCCCCUAGCCUGUGAAAUAAUUCAGACAAACAUCAAGCUAACCAGUAAAGAAAUUAUAUUAUUAUAUUUUGUAUAACUGUGGUACUGUAUAAGUAUAUGUCAAAAGAUAAGACACUAUAAAUAUAUACACAAUCUAUUUCAUGUGAAACAUCUGUGUGGUCUGAAUGCAAACAAUGUUGUGGCAUUGAAGAAUAUGGUU
Messenger RNA from Salvelinus fontinalis (brook trout), 2830 nucleotides. Its product is annotated as gremlin-2-like. NCBI's taxonomy places the organism in Eukaryota, Metazoa, Chordata, Actinopteri, Salmoniformes, Salmonidae. Gene Ontology annotation, molecular function: BMP binding; receptor ligand activity. Gene Ontology annotation, biological process: animal organ morphogenesis. The transcript is spliced from 2 exons. The record is from RefSeq and is a predicted model, not a curated record. The coding region runs from base 1487 to 2041 and encodes 184 amino acids.